AUGUGCGACUGGGAAGAGUUCAUCUUUGGAUGCUCCUGCUCCUACACGAAGCGGAAGAACUACUGCCACUUCGCCCGCAACGACCCCAACCACCAGUGCUUCGGCGUCCAGGUCCUCAAGAAGGUCUGGGACGUGCCUGAGAUUUGCGACAAGUGCAGCCAGAGAAAUAACAGGACGUCUACGCGAUCGUACCAGCCCUAUGGACAGGACCCCAGUGAGUGA
Diaporthe amygdali is the source of this 222-nucleotide messenger RNA. RefSeq lists its product as uncharacterized. Lineage: Eukaryota; Fungi; Ascomycota; Sordariomycetes; Diaporthales; Diaporthaceae. Bases 1 to 222 code for a protein of 73 amino acids. The transcript has a single exon. The record is from RefSeq and is a predicted model, not a curated record.